Beta vulgaris subsp. vulgaris (sugar beet) is the source of this 1188-nucleotide messenger RNA. Its product is annotated as ras-related protein Rab7. Gene Ontology annotation, cellular component: vacuolar membrane. Gene Ontology annotation, molecular function: GTP binding; GTPase activity. NCBI's taxonomy places the organism in Eukaryota, Viridiplantae, Streptophyta, Magnoliopsida, Caryophyllales, Amaranthaceae. Bases 188 to 805 code for a protein of 205 amino acids. The transcript is spliced from 7 exons. The record is from RefSeq and is a predicted model, not a curated record.
CUGACCUGUCGUUUAAUGUGGGUGGGCUUCAUUUGUCGGCUCAGAUCGAAAUUGGCGCCCCUUUCUCUCUCCUCUCUAAACUUGAAUAUAAUUCCAAAUAAUCCCCAAAAUAUUAUAAAUAAUCAAAAAAAAAAAUCACAGAAAAAUAAAUUUCUUCAUAAUUCUCGAAUAAAAUUCAUCAUCUUCAAUGUCAACUCGUCGACGUACUUUGCUCAAAGUUAUCGUUCUCGGCGACAGUGGAGUCGGGAAGACGUCGUUGAUGAAUCAAUAUGUACAUAAGAAGUUUAGUCAACAAUAUAAGGCAACUAUUGGAGCUGAUUUUGUGACUAAGGAGCUUCAAAUUGAUGACAAACUUGUAACACUACAAAUUUGGGACACAGCUGGGCAGGAGCGGUUCCAGAGCCUUGGUGUUGCGUUUUAUAGAGGGGCGGAUUGUUGUGUUCUUGUGUAUGAUGUUAAUGUGAUGAAAUCUUUUGAUACCCUUGAUAAUUGGCAUGACGAGUUCCUCAAACAGGCAAAUCCGCCCGAUACCAAGGCAUUCCCAUUCAUAUUACUGGGAAACAAGAUUGACAUAGAUGGUGGAAACAGUAGAGUGGUCUCUGAGAAAAAAGCAAGGGAUUGGUGUGCUUCAAGGGGCAAUAUACCUUAUUUUGAAACUUCAGCAAAAGAGGAUAUCAAUGUUGAUGGUGCUUUCCUAUGUAUUGCCAAAGCUGCAUUAGCGAAUGAGCGUGAGCAAGACAUAUACUUCCAAGGAAUUCCUGAAGCCGUUUCUGAAACUGAGCAGAGAGGUGGCUGUGCAUGCUGAGCGGAAUGAAUGGUUUAAUAUAUUUAUCAAGAAGCCAUGGCUGGAAAAUUCAUCAUUCUUUAUUGUGAUCAAUAACCUUUGUAUUUUCAUGGGGUUCUUGUACACUAUUUCCUGUCAUCUACAUGUAAGAGAAAUGCUAUCCCUUUUGUUGCCGUCUUGGUUAGGUCAUCUUUUCCUGGGGCUAAUUGCAGUUUUUCUGUGCAAUUAUUCUUAGCCUUGAGGCCAGUAAUUUUGGCAGUAGUAUUCAGUUGUGGAGGAAAGUUAUCAAAGUUCUUUAGGUUUUCUAUUUCUCCUCACCCCCAAGUUUUAUUAGGGUUCUGUUGUUGAGUUACAUGAAACACAAAGAUACGGAUUCUAGAUAUUCAUAUUAUUGUUAGCUUGCA